Messenger RNA from Phyllostomus hastatus (greater spear-nosed bat), 6115 nucleotides. RefSeq names its product sucrase-isomaltase (gene SI). Lineage: Eukaryota; Metazoa; Chordata; Mammalia; Chiroptera; Phyllostomidae. The record is from RefSeq and is a predicted model, not a curated record. Gene Ontology annotation, biological process: carbohydrate metabolic process. Bases 57 to 5534 code for a protein of 1825 amino acids. The transcript is spliced from 48 exons. Gene Ontology annotation, molecular function: alpha-1,4-glucosidase activity; carbohydrate binding.
GGCAGCCUUACCCAGCUCUUGCAUAGUACAGCAAAAAGAACAAGGAAUGAAAUAAGAUGGCAAGGAAGAAAUUUAGUGGAUUAGAAAUCACUCUGAUUGUCCUCUUUGCAAUAGUUACAAUAAUAGCUAUUGCUCUAGUUGCUGUUUUAGCAACCAAGACUCCUGCUGUUGAAGAGAUUAGUCAUUCUACUCCAACUCCAGUGACUCGCACGACCCCUGUGUACCCUGGCUCAGGGAAAUGUCCCAGUGAGCUAAAUGACCCUGUCAAUGAGAGAAUAAACUGCAUUCCAGAACAGUUUCCAACACAGGCCACUUGUGCACUGCGAGGUUGCUGCUGGAGACCAUGGAAUGACUCAGUUACACCUUGGUGCUUCUUUGUAAAUAACCAUGGCUAUAAUGCAGAGGAGAUUAAAACAACAAAUGCUGGACUUGAAGCCAAAUUAAACAGGAUAUCUUCCCCUACACUGUUUGGAAAUGACAUUAACAGUGUUCUCCUCACAACUCAAAGUCAGACACCCAAUCGUUUCCGGUUCAAGAUCACUGAUCCAAAUAAUAGAAGAUAUGAAGUUCCUCAUCAGUUUGCACAAGAAUUUAAUGGAAGUGCAGCUUCUAAUACAUUGUAUGAUGUGCAGGUUACAGAAAAUCCAUUUAGCAUCAAAGUCACUAGAAAAAGUAAUAACAGAAUUUUGUUUGACACCAGCAUUGGUCCUUUGGUAUACUCUGAUCAGUAUUUACAGAUCUCAACCAAACUUCCUAGUGAAUAUAUUUAUGGUUUUGGAGAACACAUUCAUAAGAGAUUUCGUCAUGAUUUAUAUUGGAAAACAUGGCCAAUUUUUACCCGAGAUCAACUUCCUGGUGAUAAUAAUAAUAAUUUAUAUGGCCAUCACACAUUCUUCAUGUGCAUUGAAGAUACUUCUGGAAAGUCAUUUGGUGUUUUCCUAAUGAACAGCAAUGCAAUGGAGGUUUUCAUCCAGCCUACUCCUAUCAUAACUUACAGAGUUACUGGUGGCAUUCUGGACUUUUACAUCUUUCUAGGCGACACACCAGAACAAGUAGUUCAACAGUAUCAAGAGCUCAUUGGACGACCAGCAAUGCCAGCUUAUUGGAGUCUUGGAUUUCAACUGAGUCGCUGGAAUUAUAAAUCACUUGAUGCAGUGAAAGAAGUGGUGAAAAGAAAUCGGGAAGCUGGCAUACCAUUUGACACACAGGUCACCGAUAUUGACUAUAUGGAAGACAAGAAAGACUUUACUUAUGAUAAAGUUACUUUCAAUGGUCUCCCUGAGUUUGUUCAAGACUUGCAUAAUCAUGGACAGAAAUAUGUCAUCAUUUUGGACCCUGGCAUUUCCAUAAGUAAUCGUGCAGAUGGAACACCAUAUGGCACCUAUGAGAGGGGAAAAGCACAGAAGGUGUGGGUAAAUGAGUCAGAUGGGACUACAGCAAUUGUUGGAGAGGUGUGGCCAGGAUUAUCAGUAUACCCUGAUUUCACUAAUCCAAACUGCAUAGAGUGGUGGGCAAAUGAAUGCAGCAUUUUCCAUCAAGAAAUAAAAUAUGAUGGACUUUGGAUUGACAUGAAUGAAGUUUCGAGCUUCGUUCAAGGUUCACAGAAAGGUUGCAAGGAGAACAAACUAAAUUACCCACCUUUUACUCCUGAUAUUCUUGACAAAGUCAUGUAUUCCAAAACAAUUUGCAUGGAUGCUGUGCAGCACUGGGGAAAGCAGUAUGAUGUUCACAGCCUCUAUGGAUACAGCAUGGCUAUAGCCACAGAGAAAGCUGUAGAAAAAGUUUUUCCUAACAAGAGAAGCUUCAUUCUCACCCGGUCAACUUUUGCUGGGUCUGGAAGGCACGCUGCACAUUGGUUGGGAGACAACACUGCUUCGUGGGAGCAAAUGGAAUGGUCCAUCGCAGGCAUGCUGGAGUUCGGUUUGUUUGGGAUACCUCUGAUUGGAGCAGAUAUCUGUGGAUUUGUGGCUGAUACCACAGAAGAGCUCUGCAGAAGAUGGAUGCAACUCGGGGCAUUCUAUCCAUUUUCCAGAAACCACAAUGCUGAUGGAUAUGUGGAACAAGAUCCAGCAUUUUUUGGACAAAAUUCUCUUUUGGUUAAUUCAUCAAGGCACUAUUUGGAAAUUCGCUACACUUUAUUACCUUUCCUCUAUACUCUGUUUUACAGAGCCCAUAAGUUUGGAGAAACAGUAGCGAGGCCAGUUCUUCAUGAGUUUUAUGAUGAUACAAAUAGCUGGAUUGAGGAUACUCAGUUCUUAUGGGGCCCCUCAUUACUCAUUACCCCUGUCUUAAAACAGGGAGCAGAUACAGUGAGUGCGUACAUCCCUAAUGCUACUUGGUAUGAUUAUGAAACUGGUGCAAAAAGACCAUGGAGGAAACAACGUGUUAAUAUGUAUCUUCCUGGAGACAAAAUAGGAUUACAUCUUAGAGGAGGUUAUAUUAUCCCCACUCAACAACCUGCUGUAACUACAACUGCAAGCCGAAAGAAUCCUUUAGGACUUAUAGUUGCAUUAGAUGAAGAUAACAAAGCAAAAGGAGACUUUUUCUGGGAUGAUGGAGAAACUAAAAAUACCAUAGAAACUGGCGCCUACAUUUUGUACACAUUUACCGUUUCUAAUAACAAGUUAGAUAUCAUAUGCACACAUUCAUCCUACCCAGAAGGCACUGCUUUAGCAUUUGAGACUAUUAAAAUCCUUGGGCUCACAGACACUGUUACAGAAGUUAAAGUGAUGGAAAAUAAUAAGCCGAUGCAAACUCACUCCAGUUUCACUUACCAUGCUUCCAACCAGAGCCUCUUAAUCUACAGUCUCAAGUUUAACCUUGGACAAAGCUUUACUGUUCAAUGGAAUCAAGUUUUCUCAGAAAAUGAAAAGUUUGAUUGUUAUCCAGAUGUAGAACCUGCAACCCAGAAAAGGUGUGAAGACCGUGGUUGUAUAUGGCAAACGACUUCUGGAUCCCAAGCACCUGACUGUUACUUUCAUAGAAAUGACAACCCUUACUUAGUCACUUCAACUAAGUAUUCUUCCAUGGGCGUAACAGCUGACCUCCAGCUGAAGAGUACAAAUACUCAAAGAAAUCGGCCUUCUGAACCCAUCUCGACUCUUCGUGUAGAAGUGAAAUAUCACAAAAAUGACAUGCUGCAGUUUAAGAUUUAUGAUCCCCAAAAUAAGAGAUAUGAAGUUCCAGUACCAUUAAACAUUCCAACUACACCAACAAGUACUUAUGAAAAUAGACUUUAUGAUGCUGAAAUCAAGGAAAAUCCUUUUGGCAUCCAGAUUCGACGGCGAAGCACAGGCAGAGUUAUUUGGGAUUCUCACUUACCUGGAUUUGCUUUUAAUGACAAGUUCAUUCAAAUAUCUACUCGCCUGCCAUCAGAAUAUAUAUAUGGUUUUGGGGAAGUGGAGCACUCAGCAUUUAAGCGAAAUCUAAACUGGCACACUUGGGGAAUGUUCACAAGAGACCAACCCCCUGGUUAUAAACUUAAUUCCUAUGGAUUUCAUCCCUAUUACAUGGCUCUGGAAGAUGAGGGCCAUUCUCAUGGGGUUCUCUUACUUAACAGCAAUGCAAUGGAUGUUACAUUUCAGCCAACACCUGCUCUAACUUACCGCAUCAUUGGAGGAAUCUUGGACUUUUAUAUGUUCUUGGGCCCAAAUCCAGAAGUUGUGACAAAGCAAUACCAUGAAGUAAUUGGCCGACCAGUCAUGCCAGCUUACUGGGCUUUGGGAUUCCAAAUAUGUCGUUAUGGGUACAGAAAUACUUCAGAAGUUCGGCAAGUGUAUGAGGAUAUGAUAAAGGCUCAGAUCCCAUAUGAUGUUCAAUACACAGACAUAGAUUACAUGGAGAGGCAGCUGGACUUCACAAUUGGUGAAAGAUUCAAAGACCUUCCUCAGUUUGUUGACAAAAUAAGAAGUGAAGGAAUGAGAUACAUUAUUAUCCUGGAUCCAGCAAUUUCAGGAAAUGAAACGAAGCCUUACCCUGCAUUUCAAAGAGGACAGGAAAAAGAUGUCUUUGUCAAAUGGCCAAAUACCAGUGAUAUUUGUUGGGCAAAGGUUUGGCCAGAUUUACCUAAUAUAAUAAUAGAUGAAACUCUGACUGAAGAUGAAGCUGUUAAUGCUUCCAGAGCUCAUGUAGCUUUUCCAGAUUUCUUCAGGAAUUCCACAGCAGAAUGGUGGGAGAGGGAAAUAGUCGAUUUCUACAAUACCCAAAUGAAGUUUGAUGGUUUGUGGAUUGAUAUGAAUGAACCAUCAAGUUUUGUACAUGGAACAGCUGAUUAUAAAUGCAGAAGUCAAGAGCUAAAUUUUCCACCUUAUAUGCCAGAACUCGUAAAAAGAGCUGAAGGAUUACACACCAGAACUAUGUGUAUGGAGACCGAGCAUAUCCUUAGUGAUGGGUCAUCGGUUUUGCAUUACAAUGUUCACAAUCUUUAUGGAUGGUCACAAAUGAAACCCAGUCAUGAUGGAUUGCGGAAGGCAACAGGCAAAAGAGGAAUUGUUAUUUCUCGUUCUACAUACCCAACUUCCGGACGAUGGGGAGGUCACUGGCUUGGGGACAACUAUGCAGACUGGAGCAAUUUGGACAAAUCAAUCAUUGGUAUGAUGGAAUUUAGUCUCUUUGGAAUAUCUUAUACUGGAGCAGAUAUCUGUGGUUUCUUCAAUAAUUCGGAAUAUCAGCUCUGCGCUCGCUGGAUGCAACUUGGGUCAUUUUAUCCAUACUCAAGAAAUCACAAUAUUAAGGAUACUAGGAGACAAGAUCCUCCUUCCUGGAAUGAAACUUUUUCUGAAAUGUCAAGGAACCUCCUAAAUACAAGAUAUACUUUAUUGCCCUACUUCUAUACACAGAUGCAUGAAGUUCAUGCUCAUGGUGGCACUGUUAUCCGACCUCUUUUGAAUGAGUUCUUCAAUGAGAAGCCAACCUGGAACGUAUUCGAGCAGUUCUUGUGGGGCCCGGCGUUUAUGGUCACCCCUGUAUUGAAACCUGACACUUUUGUUGUACAAGGUUACGUCCCUAAUGCUCGGUGGUUUGACUACCAUACGGGUCAAGACAUUGGUGUCAGAGGAGUCGUUAAAGAAUUUGAUGCUCCGUUAUAUAAAAUAAACCUUCAUGUUCGUGGUGGUUACAUUCUACCUUGCCAAGAGCCUGCUCAAAAUACAUUUCACAGUCGAAAAAAUUACAUGAAGCUCAUUGUUGCUGCAGAUGAUGAUCAGACAGCACAAGGAUCUCUGUUUUGGGAUGAUGGAGAAACCAUAGACACCUAUGAAAGAGGCCUGUAUUCCUUGAUACAGUUUAACUUCAAGAAGACCACCUUGACAAGCACUCCAUUGGUAAAAGGCUACAUAAACACAGAGGAAAUGAGGCUUGGAUCCAUCAGCAUAUGGGGGCUAGAAAUGACUUCUGUUAAGGCAGUUAACCUCAUAUACAAUGGAAACCAAGAGUCACUUAACUUUGCUCAUGAAUCAAAUACAAAGAUAUUAAAUAUUGAUAUGAAAAUAAAUAAUGUUACUCUAAAUGAGCCAAUAGAAAUCAACUGGUCAUGAAGAUCAUCAUCGAUUCCAGUUGCCAAAGGGACAUUAACAUCUGGGUUUAAAUUUCAUCCUACUUAUAAGCUUUGCUCUUCAUUGGUUUCUUUUGUUGUGUAAAAUAAAGGACACAUGGAAAAAAACAAUGGGGUGGGGAGGACUGAAUGUGAGAUGUGGGUGGUGGGUGAAUCAGGGGAGAGUAAUGGAGAAAAUGGGGACGAUAACUGUAAAUGAACAAUAAUACAAAUAAAUAAAUAAAGGAAAUAAAUAAAUAAAUAAAAUCUAAAGUUAUUGUACAGCAUAUGACUACAUGAAUACUAAUUUAUUAUAUUAAUGUGGCUUAGAAUAAUUUUUAAACAUAUUUGGUGGGAUAAAUAGCUCUAUUACCUUUGCUAAGUAUCAAACAAAAUUGUAAACCAGUUACUAAAUAUACCUGUAUAAUGAAGACAUAAUUAAAACAAAUGAUUUUUUAAAAAUUUAGAGAAGUUAUUAUAUAAUUGUAUAUAAAAGUUUCUUCAGUAUUUUGUCCAUUUGUUAUGUACCAAUAGUAGUCAUCAGACUUAAUUAUUUUUAGUAAGUGCACUCAAUUGUAAGACAAA